Messenger RNA from Naegleria fowleri, 669 nucleotides. RefSeq lists its product as uncharacterized. Bases 1 to 669 code for a protein of 222 amino acids. The transcript has a single exon. Gene Ontology annotation, molecular function: metal ion binding; ATP binding; coenzyme F420-2 alpha-glutamyl ligase activity. Gene Ontology annotation, biological process: protein modification process. Gene Ontology annotation, cellular component: cytoplasm. The record is from RefSeq and is a predicted model, not a curated record. Lineage: Eukaryota; Heterolobosea; Eutetramitea; Acrasida; Naegleriidae.
AUGGAUUGGUUGUUCUUUCGUUAUCUGGAAGGAAUUCCAUCUCCACUGAGACCUCUCAUCCUUAACACCUCAUCUUCCAUUGAAGUUGCUCGAGAUAAAUUCUUUACCAUGCAACGACUGGUGGCUAAGAACAUUCCAGUUCCAAAAACAUGCAUUGCAAAAUUUCCACUGGAUAUCCAAAAGAUUGAAAACUCUUUGCUUUCCCCUCUCAUUUUCAAGAAAGCAUCAGGAUCUCAAGGAAAUGGUGUCAUGUUGGUUCAAGACAACGCUCAACUGGCCGACAUUGCUGAAUUGGUCGAUCCAAAUACCCAAUUAUUAAUUCAAGAGUUCAUUAAAGACUCCUCUGGAAAGGACAUUCGAGUCAUCGUGAUUGGUGGAAGAGCUAUUGGAGCAAUGAAAAGAAUUGCAAAUAAGGGAUUUAAAUCAAAUUUCCAUCAAGGAGGAAGAGUGGAACCAGUGCAGUUGACACUUGAAUUGGAAUUGUUGGCAGUAGAGAGUGCCAAAGCUUGUUGUUUAGACAUUGCAGGAGUGGACAUUUUGUUUGACGGAGAUUCCCAUAAGAUAUGUGAAGUGAAUUCUUCUCCAGGCUUUGAAGGUUUUGAAUUGGCAACGGGUAUUGAUGUGGCAAAAGAAAUUCUCAUGUAUUGUAAAAACAAUCUUAACUGUUGA